Molecule: messenger RNA, 944 nt
Organism: Ficedula albicollis (Collared flycatcher)
Lineage: Eukaryota; Metazoa; Chordata; Aves; Passeriformes; Muscicapidae
Product: T-lymphocyte surface antigen Ly-9-like
Exons: 6
Coding region: 33-944 (303 amino acids)
Biological process (GO): T cell activation
Cellular component (GO): external side of plasma membrane
Source: RefSeq, a predicted model, not a curated record
ACCAAGUGCUCUGGACACUCUCUGUGCUCUGCAUGCCCAUGGACGAAUUUUGGAUCCCUCUUCUCACCACACUUGUUCUCCACCAAACCACGAGCGCCAGCGACACCACGGAGCUGAUCAGGGCCGUCGGUGGGUCCGUGACCUUCCGCACCUAUGACAUGACAGGGGGAAAUGCACUCUGGAGGUUUGGGACUGAACCCAUAGUGUGUGCGUCGUUUGAGGAUCCUCCUCAUGCCUUAUUUUCAACACAAACACUCAAAAAGCGUUCUGCUGUCUCCAAGAAGGGCCGUGCACUCAGCAUCUCCCAGCUGAGGCUGGAGGAUGCCGGGAACUACUCUGUAAUCAUUGGGGAAAAAAGAUUCACCUUCAUCCUCCGUGUGUACAGUGAGCUGACAGAGCCCAAAGUGACCUGCGAGGCCCAGAACUGCUCCUCAGGUGGGAGCUGCCACUACUCCCUGCGCUGCUCCGUGUCCGGCACUGACCUCGGGAAGGUCUCCUACACCUGGAGAGUGCGACAUCAGCUGUGGACCGAGGGCCCUGAGGUGCUGUUGAUGAAUAAAUCUGACUUAGAGGAGCUGGAGCCGCUGACGUGCACGGCACAGAACCCUGUGAGCAGCAGGAACGUCACCAUCACCACCCCUGGCAUGCUCUGCACAGGCACCCUCUCCAGCAGCGGGGUCAUGAUCUGGCUCCUAGCCACCAUUGGAGUCGCAGUGCUUUUAUUGGUUCUCCUCCUGUUCCUCUGUAAAUCUAAAGGCUGGAGGAAAUUCUGUGUCUGCAGAUCCAAUCCUCCGGGCACAGGAAUUCCUGAAGUUGGAAGAGCCCUCCAGGAUCACCAGUUCCAGCCUGGGAGCAAUCCUCGUCACCCAGACCUACAUUCUGUGCCUUCCUCAGAAAGCACCUCCAGGGACAAGGGGGUCCAACGCAGUUUCUUCUGGAUGUGA